CACGAAAUGAAAAAGGCCAUCAUUGUGGAGGUGCCCUUAUUAAUAAUCGUUAUGUACUUACCGCAGCACAUUGCAUAUCUGCAAUUCCGAAGAGUUGGCGUGUAACUGGUGUUCGCCUUGGAGAAUGGGAUACUUCGACAAAUACUGAUUGCGUUUAUGAUGUACAGGGAAAAAAGGACUGUGCUAACGAGCACGUUGACUGCGGUGUGGAAGAAGUAAUUACUCAUCCUGAAUAUUCAUCAAGCCAACAAAAUGAUAUUGCAUUAAUCCGUCUUGACCGUUACAUUGAAUAUAAUACCUUCAUACAACCUAUUUGUUUACCAAUUGAUUCUCAAUUUCGCAACAAAAACUAUGAUGAUAGAGUCAUGGAUAUUGCUGGUUGGGGAGUGACAGAAACAAAUCAACCAAGUACGUUCAAGCUUAAAGCUGAAGUCACGAUUUGGCCGUUGCAACAGUGCCAACAAAAAUAUAAAAUUGCAAAAAAAUAUUUGCAAAAUACCCAGUUAUGUGCGGGAGGAAAAAGAGGGAUUGAUUCCUGCCGUGGUGACUCCGGUGGACCACUAAUGGUUGAAGAAUACAUCAACAAAAGACGUGGCUUUUUUGUGGCAGGUAUUGUGUCGUAUGGCCCGAGUCCGUGCGGUUUAGAAAACUGGCCUGGAGUUUAUACUAAAGUUGGCUCAUAUAUUGAUUGGAUACAGAAUAAUAUAAGGUCUUAAGUUACCAAUAUUAAUUUAAUUUUUGAACAAGUUUUAAUAAAAUAUUGUAAUUGGAA
Teleopsis dalmanni is the source of this 772-nucleotide messenger RNA. RefSeq names its product melanization protease 1-like. Gene Ontology annotation, molecular function: serine-type endopeptidase activity. Gene Ontology annotation, biological process: proteolysis. The record is from RefSeq and is a predicted model, not a curated record. Lineage: Eukaryota; Metazoa; Arthropoda; Insecta; Diptera; Diopsidae.